Ochotona princeps (American pika) is the source of this 2226-nucleotide messenger RNA. It is a transcript of the gene TMEM232, whose product is annotated as transmembrane protein 232. NCBI's taxonomy places the organism in Eukaryota, Metazoa, Chordata, Mammalia, Lagomorpha, Ochotonidae. The record is from RefSeq and is a predicted model, not a curated record. The transcript has 14 exons. The coding region runs from base 98 to 2161 and encodes 687 amino acids.
UGACAAGCGGAAACCACGCUGAAAAACCGGAAAACGGGCGAGCACGUGAUCACAGGCUCUUCCGGUGGGCCUGUAGAGACUGGGUUGCUAAGGAGGAAUGGCGGUCACCCGGGGCGCGACUUUAAAUUUGAUGUUAGGGAUCAGAUCUGUGAAUAUGCAUGUUGAGAAAACACCUGUAAUGGAUAAGUUUGGGAUAAUAUCUUCCUCUUACUAUGAAAAACUCUUGAACUUUAAUUAUCAAAAUUUAAGUAACAAAAAGAAGCAAAAAUCAAGCCCAGUAUUUUCAAUCACAAAUGAAUUCAUCUUAAAGUUUAAUGAAACACAGAAUCCAGUAGAGAAGGAGGAAUUGUUGGAUCUAGCUAGAAAAAGCAUCAUGAAAUGUAAGAGGAAACUGGGUCUCAGAACCCUGGGCUUGGGGAAGCACGUGGAUCUGCCAGCGGCGUGGACCGAAGUGGUGUAUCUGGCCCAGUGCAAAGGCGAAAUCCAAGAUGAAGCUUUGAAUAUACUCUACGCCUCCCUGGACCAGGCUUCCUUCGACUGUGAUCAUCUGCCUGCCUUAUUUUUUGUUGCGGAAUCAAUUUUAUACAAACUGUGUUGUGAUGCAUUUCUGAAGACAUAUUUGUAUUCAGUCGAAACGAAGCUGCUAAAGAUUGGCUAUUUGAUCUUCUUACGGCUUUAUAUAUAUUUCCUGCACGGUCACCUAGAAGGUUUUCAACAAGCACUGCUUCGUCUUCAGCCGUUCUUAUGCGCACUUUGUUUUGCUGGGGAAUCAUAUAAUCAGCAUCCAAACAUCCUUUCAAAUGCACAAUUUAUCCUGAAAACCUCAGAAAUUAUUUGUAAAAGAGAACUCCGUUCUGGAUCAAUUUUUAGCCUUAUCAGAAACCAGGAAUCAUUUGGGAGCUUGAAUCAUGAUACGGGACAGAGAGGGUAUGAAGUUACGCACCUGCUCUGGCACUGUGUGGCCGCAUGGACCUGUGUUCAGAGGGACAGCCCUCGGCUGAGUGACGUCCUCCAUCACCUCAUCCCGUGCAAAACCCAGCUUCGCAGGAAGUGCUGGGUGGACUCAGUCCUGGCUUUGUUGGUCCUCGGGGAGGCUGCCAAGUUACACAUGGCCUGCUUGAGGGCUUUGAUGGAACUGCUUCGGGACUUUCUCACGAGCAUCCUGUCUGUGCAGAAGCAGGAAGAAGGCAAUAUUGUAGAUGACCUUUCCUGGGCUUGGAAUAUAGUCACUACCUAUAUGACAAUUCUCGCUGAAGUUUGCCUAUAUGCAGCCACUUCUGAUUUGCGAAAAACUGCUUUAGUUGGUUUUUGUGGUUGUAAAAAUUCUCAAAAAAGCACUUUACUCAUGGACAAACCAGAAGAAGAACCAGAAUUAAAAGAAGCCAGCAUUUUAAGUCUUUUGGAGUAUUUCUCUUCAAAGAUAUCAGACAAUUGUGAUCAAGUGAUCUGGAGUGGAUAUUAUAGCUUAGUAUAUAACCUGGUGAAAAUGUUCUGGGAACUUCAGGGAGAUGAAGAACAGGGCGGACUGAGAAACCUAAUAUGGCAAACGUUACAGAAAAUAAAGAAUUAUGAAAAAGAUGUGCGGAUCCAAAAUGCAAUCAAGGUGGCUCAGGCAGAGUUAAAUGACUCGACUGAUCCUUUCACUGGUUAUGAUGCAAAAGUUUCUUCUGAUGUUGGGGAAGAAGUUUUCUCCAAGUAUCUUGGCUGGAGAAUUGCUAAUACCCUUUCCAGCCUCUUCUUUCCCUCUCUUGGCUGCCGGAGUCUUCCUUCGAAGAAACCAUUGAAACAAUCGGAUCAUAUGAAAUACCCAAAGGAAAAGCAGGAGUCUAUGAAGAAAAGAGUUCUACGUUUUACUGUCAGGGAACGUCAUUCUUUAUCAGAACUCCCUAUGUUUCCAUAUCCAGAUUUCUACACCAAGGCAGAUGAAGAGUUGGCAAAAGUCAUUGAUUAUCACUGGCAGGAGGAGCUAAGGGUGCGACAGGAAGAAGAAGCAUUGUGUGAAGCCAAAGAUCGUGAAGACAAAGAAUUAGAGGCCAGAAAACACUUCCAAGAAGUAAUGAAAAAGAGAGAAGAAAAACUGCACAAGAAAACCAAACCGUAUGAACUUCCUCCUAGGACGGAAGCAGUAUCGUUAGAAAAGAAUGUGACACAGAAAAGUUAAGAUUCAAGUGCCCAAAAGUGAUUGCAUGAGACAAGAUGCUCACAUGCUAUUAAAAAAAUUAUUGG